Messenger RNA from Pipistrellus kuhlii (Kuhl's pipistrelle), 666 nucleotides. RefSeq names its product chromosome unknown C1orf185 homolog (gene CUNH1orf185). The record is from RefSeq and is a predicted model, not a curated record. NCBI's taxonomy places the organism in Eukaryota, Metazoa, Chordata, Mammalia, Chiroptera, Vespertilionidae.
AUGGAAGUGUUCUGUUUUUCUAAUCACUUAACCUAUUUUCUGGCUGCUUCUGCUGUUGCUUUUGGAAUUGGUUUCUUUGCUUUGGCAUCAGCUUUGUGGUUCCUGAUUUGCAAACGGAGAGAAAUACUUCAAAACUCCCAAUUUAAAGCAACUGAUAAGAGAUGCAGCCAAAGACCAUCAGAGGUGGAGAGUAAAGCAGAUUCUCAGUGUGUUUUUAUUUCUCGAAAUUUUCAUACUGGAAUAUUCCAAUUACAGGAGGAGCAAAGAAAAAAGGAAACAGAACAUAUAAAAGAAAGUAAAGAUCACUCUAAAGAUGAAUACUGCCUUACAACAAAAAAGAUCAUUUAUGACCCUACAGAGACUGGCUCAACAACAAAUAGCAGCAAUGCAUCCUUAAGCUUAUCCUCUGAUUCUUAUUACAGCGAAAGUAUAGAAGCAGCCGAGGACUGGUAUUCUGAUGAUUCUCUAGUGAACAGGAGCUCUGCAAUCUCUUUUCUGGAGGAAGCGCUAAUGGAAAAAGGAUUUCCAUACCCGUCAACGAUUCCAUUAGAAGAAGUUACGAAUAUGACACUUUAUGAUGAUAAGAAAUAUGACAGCCUUAAGAAAAUAUUUUCAGGAAGAAACAUGGAGGUUGAAAUAUAAAACCUUCAACAUAAUAUUGAAUGA